GUAUUUGGGCAGGACGAGACCAGCACAGCCCCGGUCAGACCAACGCCAGCACUGCACGUGAUCAAUAGCAAUAACCUACUCUGUACUGAGACCACAGCUAUAUAUAUUCGCCCUCGACUUGCAUGUUUUACUCCUGAAGAAACAUUUGCUCAGACCAGCAAUAUUUCCCGAGGUCUGCAGCCACACAUAUUCUUUGAGGAGGCUGCACGCGCCCUUGACGACAGAGGAAAACGAGCAUUAGUAAACUAAUUAGAGAGCAACAUGUGACAGUCAGCAAAGGACUGAUUGCAAAGAUGUUUCUGAUGACAUUGAGAAGAGGGUGACCAUAGUAACCGCUACCUGCUGCAAAAGGGGAAAACAAACGAUCGCCUUUGCUCCGGUGCCAAGCUCAAAAGAUGACUGGAAUGCAAACAGUUUGUUCUGCAUGAGGAUCUGGAAAACUGCACGACAUUCGAUUUUAUUGGAGCCUGGCUAAUAUGUAUCGACGAAUGUACCCAUUCACGGCCUGUGUAAGAAGAAUCGCGAAGGGUUUAGCGAGCGAAGUGGUAGCAGGAGGUUAUGUCAGCGCUUGAAACGGCGCAUGGGGGUUUAGGAACGAUUUAACUUCAGAACACCUACCUCGUGUGCUCUUUUCCUAUGCAUAGCCUAAUAAGAAAUGCUCAAUUAAACCAGCUACAAUACAGACAGUCUUGCAAAUAUCGGAUAUCGUAAAUAGCCUAUUGACUUUGAAAUGUAAUUUAACAGCCUGCUGACGUUGGAUAAUUGUAUGCCUACAAUGCAUGUCCAUCUCUGCUGGGCACAAACCUUGAAUGUAAUGUAGGCCUAGUAGACAAACAUUGACCAAAAUGCUACCAGGUUCUAUUCAAAUAACGGGAGAGGCACUGUCGGGAGCUGAGAUCAAGGAUAUUUGUGAAAGCCUGAAAGAGAACAGUGUGAGGCUUUUGUCUAUCAGGGGAUGUCAGCUUUCAGACCGAGACUUCGGACGGGUGUGUCGCGGGGUGACGGAGUCUCACUCACUGGCGCAACUCAACCUGAACCUCGGUGUGGUCUCCACCAUCAACCGAACCAAGCAUCUUGCCGAUGCACUCAAGACUAACAGAUCGAUCCAGACCCUUUUUCUCCACGGAAGCCCCCUCCUGGAUGCAGGAUUGGUCACACUUAACACUGCUCUUUCCACUCACCCUUUACUGGUCUCUCUGGACCUGGGGGACUGUAUGCUGGGGGACGAGGCACUGCGGCUAAUCUGUGGCAUGCUGCCUCCGGACGGGGCCAAAUCAGGUCUUAGGGAGCUGACUCUGAGUGCAAACCCCAGCAUCACCACAAAGGGCUGGGCCCGCUUGGCCAUCGCUGUGGCCCACAGCUCCCAGCUCCGAGUCCUCAAUCUGGACUACAACCCCCUGGGGGACCAGAUUGCUGGUAUGCUAGCCGUGGCUGUGGCGUCCAGCAGAACUCUGGAGGUGUUAGAUCUGGAGGGAACAGGCCUCACAAACCAGUCAGCACAGGUAUUCCUGGACGUGGUGGAGAACUACCCCACCUGUCUGCGCAUGCUGGUCCUGGCUGAGAACGCCAUCAACCCCGAGCUGCAGCAGCAGAUCUCAGACCUGCUCUCCGAGGGAGAGGAGGACGACGACAAAGAGAGCGAGGCCCAAUGCAGCGCUAGCAUCCCCACCAGGGAGAAAACCACCUGGGUCCCCCACAGUAGCUGAAGCACCCUACAGAUGUGGCGACCAGGCUAGCUGUGGAGUUGUAGAAGUCCUAAACCCGUUUCCGUUGUCUCUGCCCCUUGCAGACUCCCACCCCCAGAGGGUCCUGCUGACGUCAGGUCUAGGCGAGAGCCUACUAGCAGAGACUGAGAUGUGAUUCCACAGCCUUCCUACCUUUUUUUUUUUUAAUACCUCUUUUCCUUUUGCUAGUCUGCACAUAUUUGUGUUAAAGAUCACCUAGUAGCCUGCAACCAAUUACACUUUUUGCAUGACCUGUAGCACUUUUACAUAACACAAUACAUUUUGGAGCAGGCACAAAAUCCUUAAAACCCACACCAAGUGACUUAUAGGCAAUAGUGAAUUAUUUAUUUUAAACAUGCACAGUCUAUUUAUAGUUCCGAUUUUGAAGGUUAUGUAACCAAUACAAGUCUGUAUGCUCUGAUAUGAUAGAUCGACUAUAUAUGAUUGUUGUGAUGGUCUGAUGUCAGAAUAAAUCUGUUUACAUCUU
Messenger RNA from Oncorhynchus gorbuscha (pink salmon), 2211 nucleotides. RefSeq names its product leucine rich repeat containing 73 (gene lrrc73). NCBI's taxonomy places the organism in Eukaryota, Metazoa, Chordata, Actinopteri, Salmoniformes, Salmonidae. The record is from RefSeq and is a predicted model, not a curated record. Bases 846 to 1706 code for a protein of 286 amino acids. The transcript is spliced from 6 exons. Gene Ontology annotation, molecular function: protein binding.